GGGAUUUAACAAAGCAUGAAGCCCUGAGGCAGUCUCAAACAGGCGUGCAAGAGGAACUGAAAACAAGCUAUUCUGAACAGCUUGUUACGACACCUAUAAUAAGCGCUAAAAUGUUUUAUGAGUCUAUAUCAUGGCCAAACCCAAAGCUACAAAGAUGUGAGUGUGAAAAUUGAAUGUUAAAAGAUAACUAUUUGUGUUUGUUUUUUAAUCUUUGGGUAGAUUUACAUUGUGCAGUUGAAGUGACAAAUUGUAAGCGUCCAGUGGGUCAGGUAUUCCUGUUGCACAUCUCCAGAUGUAUUUCUGUGCUUUUAAUUCAAUGUGAAAGAAAUAAUGGGCUGUGUUAACUUUCCCACUCUUCCCCUUUACUUUUCCCCUGUUUUACCCCCUCCCAUCUGUAAAGUCAGCUGGGAGGGAGCUCUGCUUUGUUCCAACAUAGUUCCCUGCAGAGUUGCCAGGGUGGUUCAAGUUGGAAUUUUCUGUCUGUCGACGACCACUUCAAAAAAACAAAAAACAACAACAACAAAAAAACAGUACCAUGGGAAACAACUUUCUUAUUUGGAUACUCGUACUUUGCAUGUUUUAUAAAGUGUCAGGAGAAGGUUGUUCCCUUAUUCUCAAACCGUCCAGGGUUGUGGUGGGCUUCGGGGAGUCGGUGACGGUCAGCUGUGAAGCCACCCGCCCAGUGCGUGUCCUGGGCUGGGAGUCGGCCAUUGGUGCGGUGCACACGCAGGAGGACCGGUCUGUCCAGUGGAAGGUAGACAGCCUUAUUGAGUGGAUAGAGGAGCCCAUCUGCUAUGGGGUUUUUUUCACAGCUCCGAGACAGUGUGAGGAGAAACUCAACCUUGUUCUUUACAAAACUCCAGAUAGCAUUUCCAUCAGGCAGGCGAACCACACUGGCCCCAUGGUGGAAGGAAAAGAGUACCAGCUGCUCUGUGAGGUUCAGAAUAUCGCUCCUGUUCAGUACCUCACACUGAAGUGGUACCGAGGUCAGACUGAAGUCUAUCAACACUCCUUCUCUGACCUCACGUCUUCUUCCCCUGUACAAGUGUCCUCUAUCCUCGUCAUCACGCCAACAAAAGCAGAAAACGAUGCAGAGUAUAAGUGUGUAGCGGAGCUGGACCUUGGACCGGAGGGACCACAGCCGCCUCCCACUCUGGCCUCAGAGCCCCUCGCUGUGUCCAUAUACUUUUCCCCAACAUUUCUAAGUCCUGAAACAGAGGAGUUAGACUUUACAGCAGGAGCUGAAGUCACCUUAAACUGCACUGCCAUGGGAAACCCUGUGCCUGCAUACAGCUGGCAGUCCAUCCAUCCCGCAGAAGAGAAAAUGAAGGCGGAAGCUGUUAUUACUUCCUCCUCGCUGCUCCCAGGCACUUACACAUGCACUGCCUCAAACACACUGGAAAAAAAGAGCAAGCAGUUCAUUAUCAAAGAAAAGAUCAAAGGUGUUUGAGGCUUGCUAUCUCACAACGGAUCAGUUGGCGCGCUCUCUGACUCACAGGGAAAAUUCAUCUGAAUUGAUUUAACUGUUGUUGCAUUGAAGAUGGAAAUUAUGACACAUUUAUGAUUCAGCAGAUGUUGAUGAGGAUCAUGUUACCAUCCAGAGUUAGAUACCAUAGAUAAAAUGUUAUGUUUGGUAACUGUCAUUUUAUAUAUAUA
Molecule: messenger RNA, 1656 nt
Organism: Poeciliopsis prolifica (blackstripe livebearer)
Lineage: Eukaryota; Metazoa; Chordata; Actinopteri; Cyprinodontiformes; Poeciliidae
Product: intercellular adhesion molecule 5-like
Exons: 5
Coding region: 536-1450 (304 amino acids)
Biological process (GO): cell-cell adhesion
Cellular component (GO): membrane
Molecular function (GO): integrin binding
Source: RefSeq, a predicted model, not a curated record